AUGAUGGACUCUCCAAAGAUGAGCCUGUCCCCGUUGCCGCCGCCCUCCUUUGCAUCGCCAGCCUCCAGCCCCCGCAAACGAUCAAUCCAUGAAGUGGAAGGUACCGCACUGCCUUCCGUUGGCCCCAAGCGGGUUUUGACCAGUUUUACCGAGAACGAUCAAGAGAACCAUGAUCCAACGUCCGGCCCGCAAAAAGAUCAAACGGAGUUGCAUGAUAAGGACACUGUUACCAUACGUCAAUCACCACAGGUGGUGAUUCCUGUCAAGGGGCCUGAUCAGUCGCCUGUUGCCCGAACUGUUGAAACUACACUUAUCCCGUCGAACCAUGUUGGAGAGUCAAAUCAAGGAUCCCCUAUAAAGACUGAUGUGGCGGCUGCAAAAAAGCGCAAGCUAUCACCAGCGAGCAAGGAGGUUAAGGAGCGGCAACGUUUUGAAGAGAAGGCCAAGAGAGAAGAAGAAAAACGUUUGAAGGACGAGGAGAAGAAGAAACGUGAUGCAGAGCGGGAAGAGGAGAAGCGCUUGAAGGAAGACGAAAAGAAGAAACGGGAAGCUGAACGAGAAGAGAAGAAAAAGGCCAGAGAAGAGGAGAAGGUUGCUAAGGAGGUUGCUAAAGAGGAUGAGAAGCGACGCAAAGAAGAGGCCAAGGAGGACGAAAAGCGGAAAAAGGAGGAGGCGAAGCUCAAGAAGGAGAGGGCACAACCAAAACUCAAUUCGUUCUUCACGAAGCCACAAGUACCUGCUUCACCUGCAAAGGCAAUCUCGUCACCAAGCAAAGCUGCACCUGUCAAUGCUCCAACCACAAUCCCUCAACCACCCCAGUCCGACUACGUUAAGGAUUUUCCAGAUUUCUUUUUACAGUCUCAUACUAUUCUUGCACCUUCACAUCGUUUUGAGCGUGAUGCGCAAGCUCUGACACACAUUCGGAAUACGCUUGACGCGUCCUUGGGUCCCCUCAACGGCAGCUUUGAACUUCAGCCAUUCCGCCCUUCCGAAAUCUUUAAUCUUAUUUCAUAUCAAAGACGGUGCGGUCGUCAAGCUCAUUCGGUCAAGGAAAUAUUGCAAAGAAUGCAGAUGCUCAAUAAUGCGGGCAACCCGCCAGAUGGCGUUUCGGCAUCGGCAAAAUCCGACCUGAGCCAGAUUCCCAUGAAGUCACUCAAGUUCGGCGAGGAUGUUCGGCCGGCUUAUCAAGGAACAUUUACUCGCGCCGUCCCAAAAGCAUCAGCGUACAAAGUCUCCCGCAAUCCAUACCGUCGUGAGCUACCAGAAACCAAUUACGACUAUGACUCGGAGGCCGAAUGGGAAGAACCCGAAGAGGGCGAAGACCUAGAUUCCGAGGAGGAGGAAGAAGCCAGUGACGACGGCGAGGAUGACAUGGACGAAUUCCUGGAUGACGAGGAUGACGCAUUGAAGGAAAAUAAGCGAAGAUUGAUCGUGGGUGAACUUGAACCUGUCUGCACUGGGAUUCGCUGGGCAACGGAUGGCGUCGACGAAGAACUCAAAGGGUACCGGCAGGAAACCAUCUCCGAUGCCAUUCAGUUCCCUAUCGACCCAUUUUCUACUGCAUACUGGCAGAAGCCUCAUGCGACCGAACAGGCGCCCAAAAUUCGGGCAACCCAGAAAGGUGGCCUUGACGUGUUCCGGGUGCAACCCGGUAGUGAUGCAGCUGUUGUCAAAACCCUCCCGCCGCCACCGACCUUCAAAGCGAAGCGCCCUUUCCCGCCUGAACACCUGUCUGAAUUUAAAGAGGUGGUUGAGGGCAGUGAUUUGAGUAAGAUUGGAGUUGUUGAAAUUCUGAAGAAACGCUUCCCCAAGGUUUCAAAAGACACCUUGAAGGCCACGCUGGACCAAGUUGCGGUACGAGUAGGUCAAAAAGAAGUGGACAAGAAAUGGGUCUGUCGGUGA
Molecule: messenger RNA, 1902 nt
Organism: Penicillium odoratum
Lineage: Eukaryota; Fungi; Ascomycota; Eurotiomycetes; Eurotiales; Aspergillaceae
Product: putative chromatin assembly factor 1 subunit A
Exons: 3
Coding region: 1-1902 (633 amino acids)
Biological process (GO): nucleosome assembly
Cellular component (GO): nucleus; CAF-1 complex
Source: RefSeq, a predicted model, not a curated record